This is a messenger RNA of Symbiodinium necroappetens, 713 nucleotides long. The record is from the annotation of a GenBank genome assembly. NCBI's taxonomy places the organism in Eukaryota, Dinophyceae, Suessiales, Symbiodiniaceae.
AUGAUCACAAUGGUCCCGGUGCACAGCAUUCCAGUGCCGGAGGAUGAUGACCUAGAGCUGGAAUCCGUGGUACCUUCGGAGCGCGCCGAAGGGCCAGUCAACACUGGCACCCGGGACAAGAGCAUGUCGUGUUCCAGCUCCGUGCUGUCCUGUUGUGUACCUGUAUCUCUCAAUGACUCGUCGGACCUGGAGUGGCCUGAGCCGCUGAUGGACGAGUUCGAAAUGCUGAGCCUGCGCCAGGGCAACCCAAAGCUGGCCCCUCCACGCUCUUGGCUCCCGCACCUGGAAACCUCCCCGAGUGAGUCGGAUCAGGCGCUAAGCCCAGCGCGGGCUCGGGUGCCAUCGCUGGCUGCAGCCGCUCUGCGGCUGCUGCUUGCCAGGUGGGAAUCUCCUUUGCAGUCCUUCCUGUACCCGUCCCAGACGGCUCGGGUUUGCUUGGCUGCUCGGCCGCCCGCACGCCGGUGCCUUCUCGAUGCAGCGCUUGUGGAGCUCAUUGUGGAGGAGGGCACCGCAGAGGAUGUGUUGGCAUACUUCUUGAAUGCAACGCAAAACUACAAGGGUCUGUCACAGCUGGUUCGCACGACCGACCGGCCGAGCGAAUGCGUGUCUGACUGGCCAAUGGUUAGAGCCCACCGCUGCCUGGUCAAGACCGUCAGCAGCAGAUUCCAUCGAAGCCCAAGGCUCGUUGUACAGUUUUUACGGCAUCUGAUCAC